Molecule: messenger RNA, 2253 nt
Organism: Peronospora belbahrii
Lineage: Eukaryota; Oomycota; Peronosporomycetes; Peronosporales; Peronosporaceae
Source: the annotation of a GenBank genome assembly
AUGUGGCGCAUCCGUCGUAAUACGAAUGAUCGUGAUGUUUUAUCCCUUGUAAUACACGGACCAAAGUUUCAUAAUGGUGAAUUAUUAGUACUUAAUCCAGAUAUCUUUCCAGAUAUCAAAUUACAUGAUUUAGUUGAAAUUGUACAACUAGGACGUAUUCAUCCACGUCUUGUAUUAGCUGUUGAAUCACUUGCUCCAGUACGAGGUAAAGUACAAGUAAGUAUUGCAAGAGAUAUUGCAAUACAAUUUGGUCUUGAACCCUUUCGAUCAAUUACUGUACGUCGUGUAGAACAGAAAGAUGUUGCUGUAGAUUUUGUAGAAUUGAGCUUUAAGGAUCAAUUUCUAUCAAGAGCCGACAUUUGGAGAUUUAAAGUCACAAUGUUAGGUCAAUGUGUUUACGUAGGAAGAACGGUCGAGUGUCUUGGUAUACGUGGACAAGUAGAUGCAAUAUUAUCGAGUAACAUACAGCUUUACUGUGGAGUGAUUGGAGAUGCGACCAAGAUUGUCGUACGUUCGAGAUCUAGUCGCCUCUUUUGGCUCGUACAGAUGAGCACGGAAAUGUGGGAGUUUGCCCCCGACGGACAAGUCUACUACGAAAAGCUUCUCAACCGUCUGAUUCAUGCGCUGAUUAAUAAAUGGAUUGAGAGCUCCGUCAGCCAUUCUGUCACCAUCAUUGUCUUUUCCAGGAGCUUCUAUGAUGCAGACCAGUUUCCCGAUGGAUACGAACCAAGACAACCACUCUUUUCGGACCCGCAAAGACAAGGAUUUAGCCCUGGCUGCAGCGUGCCAGGCAUUAAUAUGGCUCACGGAUAUGGCCCCACGAUCCAUGUUGAUCCCCUCUCUGGUCGAUACUACGAAGAUUUCUACAAGGUGGUCGUCAUGAAUUUUACAGGACCAGACUGGAGUCGAUUGCUCCUACUACUCAAAAAAGAAUUUGCAAGCUAUUACAAAGUGCAUCGGUGGCGAACACCAGAAGUGUUUUCUCCAGCACGGUAUGAAAUAUGUCGUUUCCCAACGCAAAAGAGUGAGGUGGGUAAAACAUCAACGACCGCUGCUGAGGGCUAUGAAAACAGCGAGGAGCUGUACGUGAAAUGGUUAACGCUACCUGCCGGAGUUCCAUCUCGAGCUAAAGACGGCAACAUUCUAGAAGCCAUAAAUGUGACAUUAAAUGUGUUGGACAAGCAUUACAUGGACCGCGACCUUAGCCGAACCGGACAAGGUAUCGUGAUGAUGACAGCUGGAUGUAGCAUUUUCAAUGUAAACAGCAAGCUUGCUAAGAUCACAGAGCAGCGCAUGAUGGACAGCGGAGUGGGCAUGGAUAUGAUAUCGUUGUCGACGCCGCCAUUACAUGUGGUUCCUUUGUUCAUUUACUGCAACCAGCCACCAUCAAAAGUGUCAAGUACCAACUCCGAGGUGCCAAGCUUCUUGCAAAAACGUUUCUUUGGUGACGUCUUAGGUGAAGAAGCAAAACCUCUAGAAGGCGUGACGUCCUUUAAUGACAUUCCAAUCAUGAUCUCAAUAUUCCAACCUAGAAGCCCCGAGUGGGUGAGAGCUGGCAGUGAUGUCCUCCGUCGACCACCUACUCCAGAAACGUUCAAUGACACCGGGAUCAUGGCAGGCCUGUCCGAAUCAAAAGAGAAAAUGGUAUAUGAUGUUCCACAUUGGGUCAACAUUGCGUUCUUGGACUUUGAUUGCAGCUGCGAGCGAGGAAGCAGCAACUUCAGCCGGUCUAGUCCAUCUACAACAUCAAUUUCAAACCAGCAAAAGCCAAAUGGACAGCAUGAAGGCCGCGUUUGGCAUUCUUACGGGUGCCAAUUCAAGCGUAACAAACAAUUUAAUCCGCUGCCAUCAUUUCGAAUGUUUGAUAUCACCGCACCAUCCGAGAAGCUAGUGUUCCCGGUGAUGCUGCAGAACUUGAUGCGAAAAGAUUCCACAAAGUUAUCAAGUUGCGACUUGAACGCCAUACCCACUUGUGUUGAUCAUAAUGAAAAUGGUAGCAUUUACGACUUUGAGAGUGGAGGCGUUUGCGUUGCAGCUGGAGCUCCUUUGUCAAUUGAGGUUAACGAAAGUCAGAAUCAGCUGCUAUUCAAGACGAGCGAGCUUCCUAGCCUGGCAUCGCCAGCGCACCCGCCAGAGCAAUUGCAGCUUAGCCGGUCUCCUGACUUUGAUCCCAUUCUAGCUUCAAAAGGAUUUCCUACCAACCUGAAUGCUAGUUGGCGCCGGAUCUGUCGCUGGCAGAAGUCUCUACGAUAG